Messenger RNA from Mercenaria mercenaria, 3910 nucleotides. Its product is annotated as sentrin-specific protease 1-like. The transcript has 18 exons. Bases 63 to 2030 code for a protein of 655 amino acids. Gene Ontology annotation, molecular function: deSUMOylase activity. Gene Ontology annotation, cellular component: nucleus. Lineage: Eukaryota; Metazoa; Mollusca; Bivalvia; Venerida; Veneridae. The record is from RefSeq and is a predicted model, not a curated record. Gene Ontology annotation, biological process: protein desumoylation.
UAUUGCGCGCAUCACGACCGGUUGAAAUAAUUCAAAAUUUUGGGAAAUAUACAGGCCCUGAAAUGAUAAAUUCAUUUACAAAUUCAUUAAAAACAUUCAUAUUCAGUUCUAAGUCGAGCGAAAAUGCUGUAAAAACCGACAGGAAAAGGAAACGUCCGUACGAAGAGAGUGAUGGUGAUGAUGACAUUCAAGUAUUAUCCGUGAAAAAAUCAAGAAGAGAGUACACAGGUUUAACUGGUCUAUUUACUAGUGCUACAGUACAGAGUAUGUCAGACUGGGUACAGAAGAAGACACCAAAUCUGUUUAAUUGGACUUCGAGCAAGAAGAAGUCAGCCAGUUUGCAGGGAAAUGGACAAAAUGGCAGAAGUAAAGAAAAACAAGGAUUUAAUGAAACAUCAUCUCACCAUGGUUUCAGUAGAAUUGAUGUUCCCAUGGCAUAUAGACAAGGGACCUGGCCCAUGGAUGGAGGGGGAUCUGGAAGUUUGGUACGACCAUCUAUACAUUCACAGUUCUACAAGUCGCAAACAGUGCAGACAGAUGCACAGAGAGGUCCUGUCGGAGAACAGGGUUCACAGGCACGGCUUGACAAAAUGUUUAGAACCAGAAAUAAACACAGAUUUACUGCAAAAGAUAGUGUACGGUUGGAAGAUAAAGUACGAUACCAGCAGCUGAUUCAGAAAUUCACAACAGUGCCUCUGGAGGAGGAAGAAAAUAAAAGCAAAGUUAAUGAAAGUAUAAAAGAUCCCAUAAGAGUUCCUCAGUUACCGAGGUUUUAUUUCAGUUCCAACAACAGUAUACUAGGUUCCACUAUACAUCAACAGCCAGACAAAGUAGAUGUACCCGUUAGACAUAAAAUAAAAGUACAGCCAAGUCAGUCAACGCCUAGACAACUCCUCACAAAUGGUAAUGCUGCACAAGAUGAGACGUUAAUACCACUUACAGACAUAUCAGUUAUACCGUCAGUACGGACAGAUAUACAACAAACAGAUACUAUUGAUCUCACAGAUGAAAAAGAGCCAGAUAAACCUGAAAAGGAUUGUGUCAGGGAAAGAAAGUUUAAAUCACAUACACCCGAUUACAGAGACUGUAAAUUCCUGUCAGAAAACUGGAUUAAAGAGAUAACGUCAACCUACAGUGCUAAAGCCCGUGAACGAGAAAGACAACUUGCCGAGGCAGAAGUCAGAACAAAAAUUUUUGACGAAAGGAGAAAACAAGAUGAGGCUGACCUUGAACGUAGAAUACGCCGACAGAUGCACAUACACAAGAAGGCACCAGCUGUGGUUGAGGAUCUACCAUUGUCAGAUCUGUCAUCGUCUGAAGAUGAAGUGGAGAUUGUAGAAGAGGAGGAGGAAGGCUUACCUGAACUGACAAGUGAAAUGGAGAAUGUGAUCAACAAUGCUUUGUCACGAGGAAAUCCUGGUCAAGUACUUGUAGACAAGUUCCGCCUUCAAAUCACCAAGGGUGACAUAGCAACAUUAUCUGGUUUAAACUGGCUCAAUGAUGAGGUUAUCAAUUUCUACAUGAAUCUCCUGAUGGAAAGAGGUGAGAAGGAGGGAUGUUCUAAGGUGUAUGCCUUUAAUACUUUCUUCUAUCCUAAAGUGAUGAGUGGAGGUCAGGCCGCAGUAAAGAGGUGGACGAGACGUGUGGAUGUUCUGGCUGUGGAUUACAUUCUCAUACCAGUACAUCUUGGCAUGCACUGGUGUCUUGCAGUAAUAAACUUCAAAAAGAAAGAUAUCCAGUAUUACGACUCGAUGGGAGGAAACAACCAGAAAUGCCUAAAUGCUUUAAGACAGUACCUCUGUGAUGAAAGCUUAGACAAGAAAAAAACUGAAUUCAACUUAAAUGGAUGGAAUUCAACGAUAGUCAAGGAUAUACCUCAGCAGAUGAAUGGCAGUGAUUGUGGUAUGUUUGCUUGUAAAUAUGCCGAGUACAUCACAAGAGAGGCUUCUAUCACAUUCACCCAGGAAGACAUGCCAUACUUUAGGAGAAGAAUGGUGUAUGAAAUUGUGUCAGCAAAACUGUUACAAUGAUACUGGUUGUUGCUAAAUGAUUUUAGUGAUAUAAGACAUGUACACACUGCAGCUAAUUUAUUACAUUGUUACAACACUCAUUGAGAUGCAGCAGUAUGUUCUUAUUGAUGCAGUACUCAGCAGGUUGCAGUCAAGUUGUUUCAAUGGCUACACAGGGCAGCAGAAUCAGUGAUUUGCCACUGGAAGUGAUUCUGAUCCUGUUUAACACAUUGUGUGUAUGUUACAGAAAUUUUGGUGCAGAAACCAAAAGAUGUACAAAUCUCUCGGUGUGCCACAAUUGUCACUGUUACUACAAUGGAAAGACUUGUCCUUGAGGUGAUAUAUUUAAAAUAAAGAAGGUUGGAUUAUACUUUGUUGAAAUGGUACAUCAUAAGAAGUUGGUAUAGUGUUUACAAGGAAAGUUAGGACGAAAGGAAAUACUCUUCAGAUUUGGAGGUGAUCAGUGUGUUGAUAGAAAAUUUUGCCAUAGUGUGCCUGAUAUCUUAGAAAGAGCUUCUGUAAGACUUUAUGAUAAUUGAUAAUAAGACUCGGUGAUGAUUGAUUGUAAGACUCGGUGAUAAUUGGCUGUAACAUGUGCUGAACAAGCUUGUUGUGUCAGAGAUAUGUUUUUCAUGAUGUAGAACAAAAGUCAGCAGUGCGGGCACAUGUAUUCCAUGUAACAAGACCAGAAAAAAAAGAUGUUAUAGAAUCAAGAAAAAACUGGAUUUUCGUGAACAUGGAAACUGUAAGGCAUUCAGGUGGUCUGGAAGUACGAGGAUGUGUACUUCUGUCAAAGAAUAAUGAGAAUACAGAAAGUUGUAAAAUAUUUAUUGGGAAAAAUAAAUUUCUAGCUGAAUCAGCAUUAAAAGUUUUGUAGUAAUGGCUGUAUAUGACAUUUUUUUUCUGGAAUUUUUGUAUUAUUUCAUUUUGUGAAUACUUGGGAGUUAUUAUUUUCAUUUUACACACCAUACAUUUUACAUAAACAAGAUCUAUUAUCAGAAAAAAAUAAUUGAAGUUGUAUAUGUAUAUAUUUAUAUUUCAUACUUGAAAGUGAAGUUAAUCAGGAGAUUUUACAUUGUUCUGUUUUAAGAGAAAACUUAAAACCCUAGUAUCAAAGUGGCUUUGUUGAAAUUACAGAGUAUACGGUUGUUAAAAUUUUCAUUUAGGACCAGCAUGACCAGAGUAAAAUAGACAUGUAUAAACUGAACAAACAAAUCUUGGUGAUGUUGAAACUUCAAUUUUUCUGAGAAAAAAAACAACAGAAGCAUGUAGCUCAAAUUCUAUUUUCAGUCGUCUAACAAUGUAGGGCAAAAGUGAAUGCGAUAAACUUUGAUGAUUUUUCAUUUACGUUUUCAGUGUUUAAAGAAUUGAGGUGUUUGAUGUAUUCACUCAAUGAAUCCUUUUUUUUUCAUGCUUAAAAAAACUUAUGUUUUCUUUCAUAUCAUUGAUCAUGUUUUCAUGGAUAACGCUGUCUUUCAUCUGGUCUUGGAAUUGUCAAAAUUUCCAUGUUGAUUAUUCAGUAUAAAUAUAGUCUGAUUCCUGAAUGUGAUAAAAGUAGACACAUGUAUAUACAUCAUAGCAAAAAAUGUUUUAGAGCAAAAUGAUUAUUGGAAUGUAUCCAGUACUUCAGUGAGUUUGAUUAUGAAAGACAUGGUUGAUCAGCUUUUUACAAGUUCUGCUUAGAAAUGAUUUUUCAAAAAAAACCCCUAAAAACUUGCAAUUUUUUAAAGCAGCAGAUUAUAUUAGCUUUUCUUAUAGCUGGUUUUUUGAGGCAGAAUUCAUUGACAUCAAAAUAUUUUCCAUUUUGUGGACCAUUUACGGGGUAUUCAUGUCUUGUCAAUGCUAUGAUUAAUCAGUAUACCCCUAAGUGUUUGCUGAUGAAAUAAGAGCUAAAAUGAACC